GUCUGCGCCCGCAGUAUGGCUACAGAGGAAGUUGUCGCGGGGGGGAAAGCCGCGGCCAAGCCCCGGCGGCCGAGCCAGUACUUCAUUUGCUCGUUCCCAGAUUGCGACGCCACCUUCAACAAGGCCUGGAAGUUGGACGCGCACCUGUGCCGGCACACGGGAGAGCGACCCUUUGUUUGUGAAUAUGAAGGCUGUGGUAAAGGUUUCACUAGAAGUUUCCAUCUUAAGCGCCAUUUUCUUACUCACACUGGGGAAAAGCAAUAUGUGUGCACAGCAGAUGGCUGCAAUAAAAAAUUCACAACUAAAUCAAACUUGAACAAGCAUGUUGGACGCAUGCAUCAACAGAGAAGAUACGUAUGUGACUUUGAAAAAUGUGGAAAAUCUUUUAAAAAGCACCAGCAGUUAAAAAUUCAUCAGUCCCAACAUACCGGUGAACCACGCUUCAAAUGUAGUCAUGAAGGAUGUGGAAAGCAUUUUUCUAGCCCAAGCCGUCUAAAGCGUCAUGAGAAGAUUCAUGAAGGCUAUGCAUGCAGAAAGGAUGACUGUUCAUUUGUCGGAAAAACCUGGUCAGAGCUUCUGAAACAUAGGAAGCAGAGUCACGCAGAACCGCUCAUCUGUAACGUGUGUUCCAAAAAAUUUAGCUGCAAAGGGUACCUCAAAUCCCACCUGAAAAUUCAUGCUCCCAACAGAGAGAUACUUAAAUGCCCAAGGGAGGGCUGUGAAAGAACAUACACAACAGUAUUCAAUCUUCAGAGCCACAUUAUCUCAUUUCACGAGGCAAAAAGACCAUUCAUGUGUGAGCACCCUGGCUGUGGAAGAGUCUUUGCAAUCAAGCAGAGUCUUGUAAGGCAUGCUGCUGUGCAUGAUCCUAAGAGGAGAAAGCUGAUCUCUGAAGUUAAAAAACCACGUCCUAAGAGGAGUCUGGCUUCUCGCCUCAGUGGAUUCAUUCCACCUAAAGCACCAGGAAGAAAUGUCUUGCCAGUGGGUGAAACUCCUACCCUGCCUGCAAUGGAAAGCACACUGCCAACAGUGGAAACACUAACCCUUGCCUAGUUGCACAGGACC
Varanus komodoensis (Komodo dragon) is the source of this 1065-nucleotide messenger RNA. It is a transcript of the gene GTF3A, whose product is annotated as general transcription factor IIIA. Gene Ontology annotation, cellular component: nucleus. The transcript is spliced from 9 exons. The coding region runs from base 16 to 1053 and encodes 345 amino acids. Lineage: Eukaryota; Metazoa; Chordata; Lepidosauria; Squamata; Varanidae. The record is from RefSeq and is a predicted model, not a curated record.